AUGGAUGUACUACAGCCCAUCCUUGUCAUCGACAAGACAAAUAGGCUCGAUCAGUUGGGUGAAGUGUUGUCUGAUUCCGGUUCAGUGGAUGAUGCUGAAUACAAAACAGGAACAAAAGUUUCACGUCCUCCGACUCAUUCUUUGUGUAAACUGGAUCCGAACAUGAUUUCUCUCUCAGAUGAACCUUCCGUCCGCGAAGAGCUCACAGGGCUGUUUCACGCAUUCAUAGAAUUACGGACACUCGCAUGUUUCUUAUCAAACAAUAUGUCGAUACUCAAUUCGAAGGUCGCUCAUUUUACUAUUAUUUAA
This is a messenger RNA of Paraglomus occultum, 309 nucleotides long. The record is from the annotation of a GenBank genome assembly. Lineage: Eukaryota; Fungi; Glomeromycota; Glomeromycetes; Paraglomerales; Paraglomeraceae.